This is a messenger RNA of Magnolia sinica, 770 nucleotides long. RefSeq names its product early nodulin-like protein 15. NCBI's taxonomy places the organism in Eukaryota, Viridiplantae, Streptophyta, Magnoliopsida, Magnoliales, Magnoliaceae. Gene Ontology annotation, molecular function: electron transfer activity. Gene Ontology annotation, cellular component: plasma membrane. The transcript is spliced from 2 exons. Bases 72 to 626 code for a protein of 184 amino acids. The record is from RefSeq and is a predicted model, not a curated record.
UCCACCCCUCUCUCUCUCUCUCUCUCUCCCCGACAAAAGAAAAAGAGAGGGAUUUUCAAUCAAGUUCCUCCAUGGCUUCUGCAAGAGCUCUGACUUCCUCACUAAUCUUCAUCUCUUUUCUUCUCUUCAGCCUUUCAGAAGCUAAAGAUUUCUUAGUUGGAGGCAAGACCAACGCAUGGCAAAUCCCAUCUUCUCCCUCAGACUCACUAAAUCAAUGGGCCGAAGCUAACCGUUUCCAAAUUGGCGAUUCACUUGUUUGGAAAUUUGAUGGUGAGAAGGAUUCAGUGCUGCAAGUGACUAGAGAGGGCUACCAGAGCUGCAAUGUGUCAAAUCCGAUCGCCGCACACAAGGGUGGAAAUGUGGUGGUGAAGCUUGACCGGUCUGGGCCGUUCUACUUCAUCAGCGGAGCAGGAGGGCACUGUGAGAAUGGCCAGAAGCUAAUCGUCGUUGUCAUCUCAGAGGUGAGGGGAGGCGGGUUUUUCAGCAUCUCUCCUGCCCCUUCACCGAUGGAGUUCGAUGGGCCGGCAGUCGCUCCGACAAGCAGUGCUCAUGGUUUGGCAGUUUGGAGGGGUGGUUUUGUGAGUAGUUUGGUUGUAUUGGGGAGCUUGGUGGGGAUGAUUUUGUGAGGGAGAUAAUGGUCUUUUUGGGUUCUGUUCUAGUUUGAAUAGGAAUAUGAUUUUCAUUUUAUUAUAAUUAUUUUUUCACUUGUUAGAAUCAUUUCUUGUGGUUGAUAAAGAUUCUAAUGAUAUAUUCCUCUAUUUUUUGAAGUA